Messenger RNA from Erinaceus europaeus (western European hedgehog), 1176 nucleotides. RefSeq names its product testis expressed 22 (gene TEX22). The transcript has 3 exons. Bases 477 to 1169 code for a protein of 230 amino acids. NCBI's taxonomy places the organism in Eukaryota, Metazoa, Chordata, Mammalia, Eulipotyphla, Erinaceidae. The record is from RefSeq and is a predicted model, not a curated record.
GGUCAGAAUUGGGGGGCCAGUACCUGAGGAGGCUGGGUGUUGGGAUCUGGGGCUGGGGGGUCAGGAGUUAGGGGUCAGUGCACAGGAAGGCCAGGAGUUGGGGUUUGGAGCAAUGGGGGAUCUGGGCCUGGGGAGGUAUGGGGGGGUGGGGCGAGGACAGCGCCCCCAGUCCCAUUCGGGUCCGGCCAGGACCCAGCCAGUGCGCAUGAGCAGAGGCGCCGGAAGGGGCGGGGCUUGGUCGUUUGGCCCCACCCCCUCAUGCCUUCUAGAACUCCGGGUGCCCCCAACACCUGUACGUCCCUUUCAUUUCCUGCCCACCACGUGGCCAACGUCAGGUGAGAUCACAGAGGUCAGGAUGCAUGGACCUUAGGGUUCACAUGCUGGCAGCUGGAGCUGGGGUGUGAGGGACUGAGGUGGGGUCCCUGGGAUGGGAUCCCUGGGGUUUAGGGCACCUGGGGCGGGGUCCUUGGGAUGGGAUGAUCUUGGGAGACAGAAGAGGUCUGCGGGGCCUGGGGAGUCCCUGGGUGCAAGGCCCAGGAGGGGAGCGUCGCUGGGGUAGGGGACUCAGGACUGGCCCUGGGGGACCUGCCCAGCACUUUCCAGCCUGUCCUCAAGUAGCUGCUCAUAGGGCCCAGGUGUCACUGGACACAGGUGGGCUCCGGGUGCCCCCCUCCGACCCUCAAACCAAGGCUCGAGGCUGGAGCAGUGACCAGCUGGAGGACAUGGACAGCAAGGAGCACAGGGACCCUCCAGGAACAGAGACUGAGAAGCCCCGGGCUUCCCAGCCUCCCUCUCCACCGCGCAGCCUGACAGUCGGCUGGAUGCUCCCACACCCUGGCAUCCAGCAUGUGCCACCUACAGAGGACUGGGUCUGCGACCCUCCUGAGGGCGGCAGGCGUCCACAGCGCCACUGGAGCCUGAGCAUUGAGGAUCGGCGGCAGCUGGCCAUGCGUGGGUGCCGGGAGCAUCUCGGGGGACCCUCCCUAUACCUGGACAUGGCACAGCUGGUAGCACAGCUGGCGUCUGAGGUCGUGGACAAAGAUGUGCUCUUCCGGCGGUCACCUGCAUCCCCUGAGGUGGCCAGCACCCUCUGGGACUUCCUGGACCACUGCACACACUUCUGGCAGAACACGAUGGCUAAGGAGGCCACAGGGUCCCCACCCCGCUAAAGCCCCA